CAGCUUUGGGUACAUUCAAGGCCAAAUGUUACAUUUUGCUUUUGUUAAAAACUUGAAGGAUGAAGUACUAUUUGUCAACAACAGUUUUCAAGAAUACUUGGGAACAAGUGACGGGAGCUUUUUGGCAAAAAUAUCCCAAUCCGUCGAGCAAACAUGUUCUCUCUGAAGAUACGACGUCUAGGAGAAUUGAGGAUAAUAAAUUGAUCUCUACACGAAUUUUAUCAAAAACUAAUCGCAUGCCAAGAUGGGGAAAUUAUGUGUUUGGCAGCAAUGCAAGAUAUGUAUAUGUUGUAGAGGAAACAAUUGUUGAUCCUGUCAACAAGAUAUUUACUUCAUAUACAAGGAACAUUGGAUACACUAAAUUUAUGGUUGUGGAAGAAAAGUGUAUUUAUAAAACGUCGCCAGAAAAUAAAGAUUGGACGGUCGUUGAAAAGCAUGCGUGGAUCAACUCCAACCUCUUUGGCGUGUCUAGAGCUCUGCGGGCAUUUGGUCUUGAGAGAUACAAGGCUAACAUUACCAAAUCAAAUCGGGGAUUCCAAUAUGUACUUGAUCAACUUUAUCCAACCUUGACAGAGAAGUCAAACGCUGACAUACUGCCGACAGAGAUGACGAAGAUGAAAAACAAUGCAAAGACGAAAGCUGCCAAUAUGGCUGCCAAAGCAGGAAUCUGUCAAUAGUGAAGAAUUAUUUCUGUUAAAAGAAAGACCAAUCAAAAACAAAAGCUGCAAGAAUGAAAUUUUAAAAUAACGAUCAACAUAAUUUAUAUACUAUCUUCAGGAAUUGGAUCAAACGUACCUGGCAUUCUAUUACAUUCUUUUAAUGUCAUUAAAUUUUUUAUACCUUGCACACCUAUAUUACUGUUUCACAAUGAAUUGGCCAGUUGUUAAUCUUAUCCAAGGCACUCGGGUUGUAAUGUAGAAUGGUGGAGAUAGCAAUAUUGAAAUUCUGCAUUGUGCAGUUGCUUUCUGAGGUACAGUAAUUUGUAAUAUGAAUUUUUUAAAACACUUUUGAUGAAGAGGAACUGGUUAAGAUGUUGGCUUUUUAGUCCCGGUGUCUUGCCCUUGUAAUUUUUAUGAUUUUUCUUCUCAUGACUAAAAACAUCUCCACUUUUAAGCCUUAUACAGUAGAUUAAUUCUAAUGAAUGAGUGGCAAUUCACUCAAUGCUGUUUCUAGAUGAAAUUUUAGUACAAGGCCAUAGAUCGAUUCCCCGCACAUUAUUUUUUGAUUUAUGUAGAGCAUUCAUCAUUUUUGCCAUUUGCCAAACCCCAGUGGAAUAGCCUUCUAACAACGUAAUUCUGGUCUUCUACUUCAAAAACAAAUAAUAUCAUAUGUGUCUAAAUUAUAUUGUUGGGAAGGCCUGGGUCUUUUGUGGCAAGUAUUUUUGUUAUCUCAGUGUUUUUAUAUUAAAAUUAUAUUAUUUUUGUCCAAACCAUUAUAAUAAUCAAAUUUAUGUAGAAAUUUUGACCUUAUACUGAGAUAACAUUUUAGGUAGUUGCAAAUCUAAUAAUUACAUUGUAAUUCAAGUCAGAUUAUUUAUUUAAAUUUAUAGAACACUAAAUAUGUUAUUUUGUUUUAAAAUACAGUAUAUAAAAGUUUAAAUCAAUUUAUUUUAGAAGAUAUGUAACUAAGAUGCUUUUUAUAAUUUUGUCUGUGAAGGCAGGAAGUUGGUUAAGUACCUUCUGGCCAAGGUUCUUUUUAUUGACUCACCAAGUUAGCUAGUGUGACCGCCAUCUGUAAAUUACUAUUUCUUGGCUUUGAUUUUACUGAUAGUGUGAUAAAUUAUUUGUUUGGAAUGGUGGGACAAAAGUAGGAGGGCGACAAACUAUAAAUUCUAGACAUCAACAAAGGCUGCUGCUGUAAAAAUGCACUAUAAAUUCUGUAAAUGCUUUACAAGUAUUCACCAGAUUAUAUUGUCCUAUAUAAGUGUUUUAAAAUUUCCUUAUAUUCUACCAAAACUUUUGUCAGAUUUAAAGAACAAAAUGAAGUUACUUAUUGUAAAAUACAAAUUUGAUUAAAAAUGUUAUGUAAAUCAAAAUAUAUAAAAUAAAACUUGCUAAAUCUCUGAA
Molecule: messenger RNA, 2066 nt
Organism: Anneissia japonica
Lineage: Eukaryota; Metazoa; Echinodermata; Crinoidea; Comatulida; Comatulidae
Product: PRELI domain-containing protein 1, mitochondrial-like
Exons: 3
Coding region: 60-677 (205 amino acids)
Biological process (GO): phospholipid transport
Cellular component (GO): mitochondrial intermembrane space
Molecular function (GO): phosphatidic acid transfer activity
Source: RefSeq, a predicted model, not a curated record